Molecule: messenger RNA, 3258 nt
Organism: Brassica rapa (field mustard)
Lineage: Eukaryota; Viridiplantae; Streptophyta; Magnoliopsida; Brassicales; Brassicaceae
Product: probable disease resistance protein At1g15890
Molecular function (GO): protein binding; ADP binding; ATP hydrolysis activity
Source: RefSeq, a predicted model, not a curated record
ACAAAGUUACCGUUAAAGCCAAUUCUUUUACACCAAAAUUUUACAGGUAAGUUUAUACGGCCACGUCCCUAGUUUGCUUUGGGUCGGUCUGGUCUUUUUUUUGCCCACCCCAACAAGUAAUGGGUGAUAUUCAACGAUGUAGAUUCAGAUUCUGCGACCAAGGCAAAAUCACAUUUCGUUUCAGUAAAUUGCUCAGGAAAAAAGAAAAAGAACAUAACAAAUUGGAUUGGACUGUAAAAUCCAAAGUCUUAAAGUCCACAAGUGGUUCAUGUGACUCUAAUUAGACAUCCUUGGGGAUAGGAAAAGUGUGGCCUUCAUUAUUAUUGUUUUGUGAAUUAUUGGUGUAGAGUUAUUGGUCUUCGCAUAUGGCUUACUAUUUUCUCACCAAGUCAAUGAAAAUUAUUGGUGUUCCUCUUUCUCUUUCUCUUGUUCAUUCACCAAAGCAGUGAGUUUAGUGGUUUUGGUUUCUUUCGGAAAGUUUGAGCAAAGAUGGGAGGCUGUGUAUCACUAGAUUUAUCAUGUGAUCAAACGCUGAAUCAAACUUGCAACUGCUUAUUUGGGGAUGGAAAUUACAUUCAUAUGAUGAAGGCUAAUCUGGAGGCUCUGGAGACAACUAUGCAAGAACUUAGACAAAGGCGAGAUGAUCUGUUAACAAGAGUUUCCACAGAAGAAGAUAAAGGUUUGCAGCGGCUUGCUCAAGUAGAAGGAUGGUUGUCAAGGGUAGCACGUAUUGACUCUCAGGUCAGUGAUCUGCUUAAGGACGAACCAACUGAAACGAAAAGAUUGUGUCUUUUUGUAUAUUGUUCUACAAAGUGCAUAUCAAGCUGUGAGUAUGGUAAAAAGGUAUCAAAGAAGUUGGAAGAAGUUAAAGAGCUUCUAUCUAGAAAAGAUUUUGAAAAGGUGGCUGAAAAAAGACCUGCACCAAAGGUGGGGAAGAAACAUAUCCAAACAACAAUAGGUUUGGAUUCCAUGGUUGAAAAGGCAUGGAACAGCAUCAUGAAACCUGAACGAAGAACGUUAGGUAUCUAUGGCAUGGGGGGAGUUGGAAAAACAACCCUCUUAACUCAUAUCAACAACAAAUUGGACAAAGAGGUGAAUGGAUUUGAUGUUGUGAUAUGGGUUGUGGUCUCUCAAGAUUUGCAAUACAAGGGCAUUCAGGAUCAGAUUCUACGAAGAUUACGUGUUGACAAGGAAUGGGAAAAUCAAACAGAGGAGGAGAAAGCAUCUUCCAUAGACGAUAUCCUAGGAAGAAAGAAAUUUGUUCUGCUGUUAGAUGAUCUGUGGAGCGAGGUAGAUUUGAACAAGAUUGGAGUUCCACGUCCAACUCAAGAAAAUGGAUCGAAGAUAGUUUUCACCACUCGUUCAAAGGAAGUUUGCAGUGACAUGGAAGCUGAUGAUAAGUUGCAAAUUGAUUGUUUGCCAGCGAAUGAAGCGUGGGAACUGUUUCGAAGUAUAGUUGGAGAAGACACAUUAAAGCUGCAUCAGGAUAUUCCCACACUUGCAAAGAAAAUUUGUGAAAAAUGUUAUGGCUUGCCACUUGCACUCAAUGUGAUUGGCAAAGCUAUGAAAUAUAAAGAGGAUGUACACGAAUGGCGUCACGCAAAAAAGGUUCUCAGUACGUCUAGCCACGAGUUUCCAGGUAUGGAAGAAAAGAUUCUUUCAAUUUUGAAGUUCAGCUAUGAUGGCUUAAAGGAAGAAAAUGUGAAAUCAUGCUUCCUAUACUGUUCUUUGUUCCCGGAAGAUUAUGAAAUAAAGAAGGAGGAGUUGAUAGAGUAUUGGAUCAAUGAAGGAUUUAUAAAUGGAAAGAGAGAUGAAGAUGGAAGUAACAACCAAGGUCAUGUUAUAAUUGGUUCGUUAGUUCGUGCGCAUCUAUUGAUGGAAUCCGAAACUACUGUGAAAAUGCAUGAUGUGUUACGUGAAAUGGCUCUUUGGAUAGGGUCUACGUCUGCAAAAGAGGAAGAAAAGCAGUGCGUCAAAUCUGGUGUGAAGCUAAGCUGUAUACCAGAUGACAUCAACUGGUCAGUUUCGAGAAGGAUCUCGUUGAUGAGUAAUCAAAUUGAAAAGAUAUCUUGCUGCCCUGAGUGCCCCAACCUUUCGACUCUAUUUCUCCAGGGUAACAAUUUGGAGGGUAUACCGGGUGAAUUCUUUCAGUUUAUGAAAGCCCUUGUCGUCUUGGAUCUCUCGCAUAACCUACUUUGGGAAUUGCCGGAAGAAAUUUGCAGCUUGACUUCCUUGCAGUGCCUCAGUUUAUCAUUCACAUUUAUAAGGUCGUUAUCAGUUGGUUUGAAGGGGUUGAGGAAACUAAUAAGCCUGGACCUGGAGUGGACCAGCCUUACAAGCAUUGAUGGGAUAGGAACAAGCUUACCAAAUCUUCAGGUGUUGAAACUGUAUCAUUCUCGUGUUUAUAUUGAUGCAAGAUCAAUUGAAGAGCUACAACUUUUAGAGCACUUGAAGAUUUUAACAGGAAACGUGAAAGAUGCUUUAAUUUUGGAAAGUAUCCAAAGAGUUGAGCGAUUGGCGAGUUGUGUUCAACGCCUUUUGAUUUCCGGUGUGUUCGCAGAGGUUAUAACAUUAAACACGGCAGCUCUGGGUGGUCUUCGAGGACUUGAGAUUUGGUAUUCCCAAAUCUCAGAGAUAAAGAUAGAUUGGAAAAGCAAAGAGAAAGAAGAUCUUCUAUGCAACAGUUCUCCAUACUUCAGGCACCUCUCCAGUAUUUUUAUAUACGAUUUGGAAGGUCCAAAAGAAUUGACCUGGUUAUUGUUUGCUCCAAAUCUCAAGCAUCUACACGUGAGAAGUGCACGUUCUAGAAGCGUAGAAGAAAUAAUAAAUAAGGAGAAGGGAAUGAGUAUUAGCAAUGUGCAUCCUGAUAUGACAGUUCCUUUUAGGACGCUAGAAUCCCUCACUUUAGAGAGAUUACCGGAAUUAAAGAGAAUAUGCUCAAGUCCUCCUCCUGCUCUUCCAUCCCUGAAAAUUGUUCUUGUGGAGAAGUGCCCAAAGCUGCCCGAAGCUGCCAUUAGAGAGUUUCAGAGACACGAACAGGAGUAAGGAAGUUGAUGAAUGAGGCUCUGAAUCCCCAGUUGCAUAUGUCAUAUGUGUGUGAGUGUAUCCUCUCAGUUUCUUAAACUUGGUUUUGGUUUUAUUGUUCUGCUUUUGCUUGAAUGUCAAAGUUGUAUUUCUCAAAGCUGGAAACUUUUCAUUGCUGCAGUUCCACUUCUCUCCAGUUUGUAACCAUUUGAUACAUUUUCCUCAAAGCUUUCA